Messenger RNA from Strongylus vulgaris, 684 nucleotides. The record is from the annotation of a GenBank genome assembly. Lineage: Eukaryota; Metazoa; Nematoda; Chromadorea; Rhabditida; Strongylidae.
AUGUCACUGGAUGUUGGAGGUUUCGCAUCCAGUCUCGAUGCUGUCCUUCAGGAUGCAGGAGCUCUUCAAGCUUUUCGGGAAUGGAUCCUUCUUGAUCCAUCUCGACCAGCUGAUUGCCUCGCUUUACAUUUCGCCAUCAAAGGAUAUCAAACGUUUCUCUCCAAAAGCGAUCCAAACACUUCCAGCAUGGCUUGCACCUUACAUCGGAAGUUUAUAAGUCAACGUACGGGUACUUGUUCGUUUCUUCCUGCUUCGGUGCGCAAAGAGAUGUCCACUCGGGUUCAUUCUCUAAAUAGUCAGCAGCCUCCUUAUCCUGAAUUGUUUGAUCCGGUGCAACCAGCGCUAAGGAAACAGCUCCACAUGCUCCAUGCGCAGUUCGUCGCCUCCCAUACAUUUUUAGCGUUCCUCGCGCAAUAUGGCAGCGAAGGUUCCUCCUCAUCUACACCACAGGAUGAAAUCCAUUUGCCUCGAAACCCCUAUUUUGCGCCAACAUCGACUAUAAUGCGUGACUAUAGUAAGAAAAAUAAAGGGUCUAAAACUCGUGGCUAUUUGUGUGAUGCCUCUACCAGUCGCGACAAUGACGGCAGCUCUCGCGGUAUCACCGUCGAUCGAGAGAGACACCUGUUUAAGGACACUGAAUUUGGAGUAAGGAAAGUGAUUUUCAAAUUAAUGGAAAUUCAAUGA